AUGGCGGACGAGGACGGGGAAGGGAUUCACCCCUCAGCCUCUCACAGGAACGGAGGCGGCGGCGGCGGUGGGGGCCCUGGGCUCCACUGCGCCGGGAACGGCGGCGGGGGAAGCGGCGGCCCGCGAGUGGUUCGCAUCGUCAAGUCCGAGUCCGGCUACGGCUUCAACGUGCGGGGCCAAGUGAGCGAGGGCGGGCAACUGCGGAGCAUCAACGGGGAGCUGUACGCGCCGCUGCAGCAUGUGAGCGCCGUGCUGCCCGGGGGGGCGGCCGAUCGGGCCGGGGUGCGCAAGGGGGACCGCAUUCUGGAGGUGAACGGCGUGAAUGUUGAGGGGGCGACACACAAGCAGGUGGUGGACCUGAUCCGAGCAGGCGAGAAGGAAUUGAUCUUGACAGUGUUAUCUGUGCCUCCUCAUGAGGCGGAUAACCUAGACCCCAGUGACGACUCGUUGGGACAAUCAUUUUAUGAUUACACAGAAAAGCAAGCAGUGCCCAUAUCGGUCCCCACAUACAAACAUGUGGAGCAGAAUGGUGAGAAGUUUGUGGUAUAUAAUGUUUACAUGGCAGGGAGGCAACUAUGUUCUAAGCGGUACCGGGAAUUUGCCAUUCUACACCAGAACCUGAAGAGAGAAUUUGCCAACUUUACAUUUCCUAGACUUCCAGGGAAAUGGCCAUUCUCAUUAUCAGAACAGCAAUUAGAUGCCCGACGUCGGGGCUUAGAAGAAUAUCUAGAAAAAGUGUGUUCAAUACGUGUCAUUGGUGAGAGUGACAUCAUGCAGGAAUUUCUGUCAGAAUCAGAUGAGAACUACAAUGGUGUGUCCGACGUAGAGCUGAGAGUAGCAUUACCAGAUGGAACAACAGUUACAGUCAGGGUAAAAAAGAACAGUACUACAGACCAAGUCUAUCAGGCUAUUGCAGCAAAGGUUGGCAUGGAUAGCACAACGGUGAAUUACUUUGCCUUAUUUGAAGUGAUCAAUCAUUCCUUUGUACGUAAGCUGGCCCCUAAUGAAUUUCCUCACAAACUCUAUGUCCAAAAUUAUACAUCAGCUGUGCCAGGUACCUGCCUGACCAUUCGAAAGUGGCUUUUUACAACAGAAGAGGAAAUCCUCUUAAAUGACAAUGACCUUGCUGUUACCUACUUCUUUCAUCAGGCUGUUGAUGAUGUGAAGAAAGGUUAUAUCAAAGCAGAGGAAAAGUCCUACCAAUUACAGAAGCUGUAUGAACAACGGAAAAUGGUCAUGUACCUCAACAUGCUAAGGACUUGUGAGGGCUACAAUGAAAUCAUCUUCCCCCAUUGUGCCUGUGAUUCCAGGAGGAAGGGGCACGUCAUCACAGCCAUCAGCAUCACGCACUUUAAACUGCAUGCCUGCACUGAAGAGGGGGAGCUGGAGAACCAGGUGAUAGCAUUCGAAUGGGAUGAGAUGCAGCGAUGGGAUACAGAUGAAGAAGGAAUGGCCUUCUGUUUUGAAUAUGCACGAGGAGAGAAGAAGCCCCGAUGGGUUAAAAUCUUCACACCAUAUUUUAAUUACAUGCAUGAGUGCUUCGAGAGGGUGUUCUGCGAGCUCAAGUGGAGAAAAGAGAACAUUUUCCAGAUGGCGAGGUCACAGCAAAGGGAUGUGGCCACCUAGCCUUUCCUCAUCCUUUCCCUCCUCUUCACCCCCGUCCUCUUUAUCCCUUUUGUCUCCCAUGUCAGACAGAGUAACCAUUAACA
Orycteropus afer afer is the source of this 1709-nucleotide messenger RNA. RefSeq names its product sorting nexin 27 (gene SNX27). The record is from RefSeq and is a predicted model, not a curated record. NCBI's taxonomy places the organism in Eukaryota, Metazoa, Chordata, Mammalia, Tubulidentata, Orycteropodidae. Gene Ontology annotation, biological process: signal transduction; intracellular protein transport. Gene Ontology annotation, cellular component: early endosome. Gene Ontology annotation, molecular function: phosphatidylinositol-3-phosphate binding; protein binding.